AUGGGCGCCAGCGUUAGCACACCAGUUCCACCUCCAGAGACCAAGUCGGCGCCUGACGGCUGUCCAGUUGACCACAAGACUCGAGAGAUCUGGCUGGCUCAGAACAAAAACCCCCCACCGCACAAUACUCCUUCUGAAACCCCUAAUGAACGUCCAGCUAAGCUUCAAAGGGCUCUUUCUACGGACCGCGAAGUCAGUAGUAUCCCACGCGCAUUACCAUCUAGCAAACCAGCUUCUGAACGAUCACCUCCUACAUCUCCAUACGCGCAACAACCAGCAGUAACGGUUGCAUCACACGGAAUACCCUCAAAUGCGGAAUCUGAAACGGGCACCGAUGGCAAAACCGGGAACUGGAUAUAUCCGUCUGAACGGCAAUUCUUUGAUGCGUUGAUGCGCAAAAAUAACACUCCGUCGUCUACCAAGAAUGCCACCGAACUCGCUACGUCUGUGGCAUCGAUAAUACCAAUACAUAAUGCUGUGAAUGAAAGAGCUUGGGCGGAGAUAUUAGAUUGGGAGUCAAAAGGGCCUGUGUCAGAUCCUGGAAGCACAAAAUGCGGCGGGCCAAAAUUAUACUCAUUUCGGGGAUUAGGUGCCGAGACUCAAUAUCUGAGCCCUCGUGCAAGAUGGAAUGGACUAUUGGGUUAUCAACUUCCUUUUGACCGGCACGAUUGGGUUGUUGAGCGAUGCGACGGCACAAGGUUAGAAUAUGUUAUUGACUUCUACCAAGGAAAGUCCGAUCGGAAGGGAGAUGGAGGGAAGCUGAACUUCUUUCUCGAUGUUCGGCCGAAAUUAAAUUCAUGGGAAGGUUUAAGAAUGAGAGCUAGCCGGUUCGUGGGCCUAUAA
Trichophyton rubrum CBS 118892 is the source of this 843-nucleotide messenger RNA. RefSeq lists its product as uncharacterized. The transcript has a single exon. NCBI's taxonomy places the organism in Eukaryota, Fungi, Ascomycota, Eurotiomycetes, Onygenales, Arthrodermataceae. Gene Ontology annotation, cellular component: mitochondrion. Gene Ontology annotation, biological process: cytochrome c-heme linkage. Gene Ontology annotation, molecular function: holocytochrome-c synthase activity. The coding region runs from base 1 to 843 and encodes 280 amino acids. The record is from RefSeq and is a predicted model, not a curated record.